This is a messenger RNA of Zophobas morio, 343 nucleotides long. RefSeq names its product protein C19orf12 homolog. The transcript is spliced from 2 exons. The record is from RefSeq and is a predicted model, not a curated record. Lineage: Eukaryota; Metazoa; Arthropoda; Insecta; Coleoptera; Tenebrionidae. The coding region runs from base 22 to 339 and encodes 105 amino acids.
CAAAAAUUUAAAUUUGCCGCUAUGGCUGCGGUGGCGCUUGUGGUGGGAGUAGUUGUGGGCGGACCGAGAGGAUUGGCUGUUGGGGCUGCAGCUGCCGCUGUUGGGGCUGCUAUGUUGAAUGGGAAAGAGCGGCCUCUGGAUGAGGUGAUUAGGGAAGAUUUGACAGCGAAAGAGAGGGAGAAGCUUGCGGAUGCCGUUUUGACGGUGAUCAGGCGGGAAAUUCAAAGCGAUUGUGACGAUCUAGUGGAAAGGGUGGUUGAGGAUGAGUACGUCGAAGGGUUGGUGGUUCAGGAAAUGAGGAAUGUUUUCAGGAAUAUGGAUAUGUCGAUAAAUUACUAAUGUG